UCAUCUAGCUAGCUACGUAAUCGUACAAUGAUUCAGUAUUUUUUGAUUGGAUCAUAUUUCAAGCACAAACUAGUAGUGCUCUCUCUCAUCGCAACACAAAACACACUCUCUCAAUCUCACUCUCACUCUCUCCUUCUCUGACAAAAAAAAAAAUGGUGCAAUCAAAGAAGUUCAGAGGUGUCAGGCAACGCCACUGGGGCUCAUGGGUCUCUGAGAUACGCCAUCCUCUAUUGAAAAGAAGGGUGUGGCUAGGGACGUUUGAAACAGCUGAAGAAGCAGCGAGAGCUUACGACGAAGCAGCAAUCUUGAUGAGCGGUCGCAAUGCCAAAACAAAUUUCCCAAUCGAUCACGUAGCCAAUAAUCAAUCAAGGAACGAUCAGCACACCAUAAAAAGCUGCUUGACAUCGUCUCCCACAGCACUUUCCACCAUCCUCAGCGCCAAACUCCGAAAGUGCUGCAAAUCUCCAUCUCCUUCCCUCACGUGCCUGAGGCUGGACACUGAGAAUUCCCACAUCGGAGUCUGGCAGAAACGAGCAGGGCCUCGUUCUGACUCCAAUUGGGUGAUGAUGGUUGAGCUUGGGAAGAUUAUUAAGGAUGAUUCUUCUUCGCAGGCUAAUAAUUCAUCGUCCUCGUCGUCGGCGGCGGCCGGAGAAGUUCCAGUGACGGUAGGUCAUCAUCAAGAAGGUGGUGGUGGCGAGAGGUUGGAUGAGGAGGAGAGGAUUGCUUUGCAGAUGAUAGAGGAACUCCUCAACAGAAAUUGACUUUCGCUACUCUCACGUGGGGGACCUGAUCUUUACACGUGCUUAAUUAGUCCUUGUAUUCACACUAUUAUAAUUAUAUAUAUAUAUAUAUAUAUAUGAAUAUGAAUGCUAUAUAGUUUGUUUCCUUAGGGAAAUGUACGCUAUAUACGGUUCUUUUUUCUACUGGGGUGUCAUAGCCAUUCAUAAACUGGGCAACAUCGAAUUUCUUACUGGUUAAAAAAAAUCAUGGAUUAGAGGGUUACUCACUAGUAAGAAACUCGAUGUAGCCUAAUUAUAGAAUAAAAUUACUUAUAAAUAUAUAUAUGUGUACACCCACAUGACUUUCAUAUAUAUAUAUAUAUAUAUAUAUAGAGAGAGAGAGAGAG
Molecule: messenger RNA, 1126 nt
Organism: Ziziphus jujuba (common jujube)
Lineage: Eukaryota; Viridiplantae; Streptophyta; Magnoliopsida; Rosales; Rhamnaceae
Product: ethylene-responsive transcription factor WIN1
Exons: 2
Coding region: 153-761 (202 amino acids)
Biological process (GO): regulation of DNA-templated transcription
Molecular function (GO): DNA-binding transcription factor activity; DNA binding
Source: RefSeq, a predicted model, not a curated record